Molecule: messenger RNA, 1199 nt
Organism: Diceros bicornis minor
Lineage: Eukaryota; Metazoa; Chordata; Mammalia; Perissodactyla; Rhinocerotidae
Product: kallikrein-4-like
Biological process (GO): proteolysis; extracellular matrix disassembly; amelogenesis
Molecular function (GO): serine-type endopeptidase activity
Source: RefSeq, a predicted model, not a curated record
GAUGGGGUAUCCGGAGGGUGAGAAUGGAGAUAAGGGUGUAGUUGCUACAAAACCAACCUGUCCCCGUGGCCCUCAGCUCCUACACCGUUGGGCUGGGCCUGUACAGUCUUGAGGAUGACCAAGAACCAGGUGCCUGCAUGAUGGAGGCCAACCUCUCCAUACAGCACCCAGAGUACAACAAACCCUUUUACGCCAAUGACCUCAUGCUCAUCAAGUUGAAAGAAUCGGUGUCGCAGUCUGCCACCAUCCGGAACAUCAGCAUCGCCUCCCAGUGCCCCACCGCUGGAUCUUGCCUUGUCUCCGGCUGGGGGCAGCUGAAGAAUGGCAGGCAGCCCAACGUGCUCCAGUGCGUGAAUAUCUCAGUGGUGUCUGAGGAGAGCUGCAGUGCCCUCUAUGACUUCAUAUAUCACCCCAGCAUGUUCUGCGCUGGCGGAGGACACGACCAGAAGGACUCCUGCAAAGGUGACUCUGGGGGCCCCGUGGUCUGCAAGGGGCACCUGCAGGGCCUCGUGUCUUUUGGACAAGCCCAGUGUGGCCAACCCUACGUUCCAGGUGUCUACACCAACCUCUGCAAGUUCACUGACUGGAUACAGAAAACCAUCCAGGCCAGUUAACUCCUGGCACUGGGACCCGUGAAAUGGAACCCCCAAAUAAAUGCUGCUGAAGGAAUUCAGGAAUCCGGGUUCCUAGUCCCUUCCUCCCUCAGACCCAGGAGUCUAGACCCCCCCAGUCCCCUCCUUGCUCAGCCCCAGGAGUCCAAUCCCACCAAGAAUCUUCUCCUGUACACAGUGCCCCCUGGUGGCACAAUGUUGACCCAGCCUUACCAGUGGUGGAGAAAGUUGGUUUUUCAUCUUUUUUCUUCCUUCCCCUAAGCCCAGAAAUAAAGUCUAAGAGAAGCAUGGGCUCUGUUCAAAUUGUCCUCUUUGCUUCUGUUCCCAUUCAAAGGAUUCCAGAAAAUAGCUUUUCCUCCUUGGGCCUCCGUUUCCCCAUCUGGGAAAUGGGAGUCUUGAUCAGGAGGGCCACAGGGUCCCAAAGGAAGGAGACAUACCUGGGAGGAGAAGAGAAGCAGACUCUGGAUGUUGUCCAAUUUCUGAAAAGUCAAGUCAGCAAACGGCAAUCAAAUGGGAUUUUUCCUGCUUACUUUAGUUAGCUUUAGUUGACCUAUUUUGAUUUUGUCUUCUUCAAUGCAUUUUAAGAAU